Messenger RNA from Aspergillus versicolor CBS 583.65, 1908 nucleotides. Its product is annotated as putative chromatin assembly factor 1 subunit A. Lineage: Eukaryota; Fungi; Ascomycota; Eurotiomycetes; Eurotiales; Aspergillaceae. The transcript is spliced from 3 exons. Gene Ontology annotation, cellular component: nucleus; CAF-1 complex. The record is from RefSeq and is a predicted model, not a curated record. Gene Ontology annotation, biological process: nucleosome assembly. The coding region runs from base 1 to 1908 and encodes 635 amino acids.
AUGGAAGUGUCCAUCUCGAUGGACCCCAAUUCAGCACCUUCAUCGACAUCCGCACCAUUCCCCUCCACGCACACACAGACUCAAUUAUCGCCGAGCCAGAAACGAUCAGCUCAUGAAACCGAUACAGCUACACCUACACCUGUCCCUUCUUCAGGGCAGAACGACUCGGCUGCGACGUACGUCGAUGAUAAGGAAAAUAGGAUGGAUUCUCUAGAUAUGAAGACUGCCGAACACAGCGUGACCAUGGCUCCAGCCGCGGCUGUGCCGAUUCAACAAACCAGUACCGCGGGGAGCCCACCGGCGUCAAGUAAUAACACGGACCAGACUCAACAACCCUCGACUGGGAAUGGCGGGGCUGGAUCCCCUCCUGCAGCGAAAAAGAGAAAGCUGUCUCCUGCUAGUCGGGAGGCCAAGCAGCAGGAGAAAGAGGCCAAGGAGCGUCAAAGACUCGAGGAGAAGGCUAGGAAGGAGGAUGAGAAAGCCAAAAAGGAAGAAGAGAGACGAAAGAGAGAUGCUGAGCGGGAAGAGGAGAAACUGAAACGAGAGGAGGAGAAGCGAAAGAAGGAUGCCGAGAAAGAGGAGGAGCGGAAAAAACGGGAGGAGAAGAAGAAGGCCAAGGAUGACGAGAAGGCUGCUAGGGAAGAAGAAAAACGCAAGAAAGACGAAGAGAAGUUGAAGAAGGAGAGGGCACAAACCAAGUUGAAUUCCUUUUUCGCUAAGCCAAAGACACCCGGAGAUCAGCCUCUCUCGGUCGUUGGCAGUUCGCCCAAGAAGCCGUCCGGCAAUGGAGAUUCUGCUGGCCCAUCCGAGACGGUCGAAAAGGUAUCCGAUUACAGACGAGCGUUUCCGGACUUCUUCCUACAUCCACAUACCUAUGUGGCGCCUCAACACAGAUUUGAAAGAGAUGCUGAAGCAUUGGCUCAUUUACGAACAACGGUUGACUCGUCUUUCAACAAGGGAUCUGCUGAACAAAUAGCUUUUCGCCCGUCAGAGUUAUUUAAGCUGAUUCCGUACAAAAGACGACGGGGAUGUCAGAAAAUGUCGGUCAAAGACAUUCUGCUUCAAAUGCAGAGCUUAAGCGACCUGCCAGAAACCUCGGAGGCUGCUCGAAAGCUGCAGGAAUCCCUGAAGCAAGUGAGGAUGAAGUCUCUAAAGUUUGGGGAAGACGUCCGCCCACCGUAUCAAGGGACUUACACCAAACAUCUGCCCAAAGAAAAAGGAGCUAAACUAAUGCGCAACCCGUUCCGUCGUGAGCUGCCUGAAGUUAAUUAUGACUAUGACUCCGAAGCAGAAUGGGAGGACGCCGAAGAAGGAGAAGAGCUGGACUCUGAAGAAGAGGAUGAGGGCAGUGAAGACGGAGACGAAGACAUGGACGGCUUUCUGGACGACGAAGAUGACCACCUAUCAAACGGCAAACGGCGUCUACUUGUGGGCGAUCUUGAGCCAGUAUGCUCCGGCAUCAAAUGGCAGGACCAGGAAUCCGACCCAGACCUGCAGAACUACAAAAUCGAGACGAUUUUACCGUCUGUUACAUUUCCAAUCGAUCCGUUUUCAACGUCGUACUGGCAGAAGCCAAAGGUUCCAGAGCCGGGACAGACCAACGGCUUGGGACAACGUGCAACCUUGCAUUCAUUCAUGGGGAACCCAGCACAUCAGAAUUCGGGAUCCUUGGCGAUGCAGGACGGGAAUGCCGUGGCCGCCGGCAAGUCCAAGCGGGCGUUUCCGGUGGAACAACUGGCCGAGUUCAAGACCGUUGUUGAGGGAAGUGAUCUAACCAAGACGGGCUUGAUCGAAAUCUUGAAGAAACGGUUCCCGAAAGUGUCCAAAGGCACACUCAAAGACACUUUAGACUUGAUUGCGACUCGGGUUGGACAAAAGGAAGCGGACAAGAAAUGGGUCUGCAAGUAG